Molecule: messenger RNA, 3129 nt
Organism: Aspergillus uvarum CBS 121591
Lineage: Eukaryota; Fungi; Ascomycota; Eurotiomycetes; Eurotiales; Aspergillaceae
Product: mediator of RNA polymerase II transcription subunit 16
Exons: 9
Coding region: 114-2939 (941 amino acids)
Biological process (GO): positive regulation of DNA-templated transcription
Cellular component (GO): mediator complex
Molecular function (GO): protein binding
Source: RefSeq, a predicted model, not a curated record
UUGUGACUGUUUCCGGGGUCUAUCGCUCUAAACUAUGCUGCCGGGCCAGUGCGAUAUCGCUCUCCCUUCUAGGCAUUUUGAUAACUGUUAAUCAAAGCUUUCCCCAUCCCACCAUGCCCCUGAUGAUGGAGGACGGUAUCAAUGUUGAUGAUCUCUUCGGGGAGCCUGCUUCCCUGGAGCUGGGGCUACCAACUACCACUUCCACUAAAGGUCUGGCCGAGCGCUUGGAUGAAAUGCGCUUGCUCGGUUGCUGCCAGAAAAUCGCAUGGUCCAAGUUAGGAUGCAUUGCCUACAUCGCCCAGGAUCCGUCCAAAGUUCAUGUUCGUUAUCUUCAGUGCCAGCCGACUGAUGGCAAAUGGACGCUCAGUGAUGAAACGCCCUUGCUGCCUGUCACGGAAGCCCAUGGUGGCACUGCCUUGGUGCAUCUGAGUUGGAACGAGUCUGGCUCUGAGUUAGCCGUAGUUGAUUUGUCCGGCCGACUAUCGAUUUAUUCCAUUCCGAUAGCACUCAACAGUGUUAACGGGCUUCGACCACCGUCCUUGGAACCCGACGAUAGUGCGCAGAUAGUCGGGAUGCUGUGGUUGAACACCCAACGCUCCGUGCAUGCUUUCUAUCAAGCCGCCAAAGUGCAAGGUCGCUGGGCUUACUCGCCAUAUCGUCGUCGGCCAAUUGGCCCCUUCCACCCAGCUAACAAGGCUGCGCUGGUCUAUAUCACCAGGUCUGGAAUGAUCAAGCUCUUGUAUCAAAACCCGGAUGGGAAAUGGGCCGAAAUAUCUGCCGAGCUGAAGAACACCAGUUACUCAGACCGGAUGUUGACCCACGCGGCAUUGACGGCGACCCAAAAUGGGAUUCUUGUUGCCACAUACUCAGCUUGCCAGAAGAUCUGUGUCUAUCGAGUGCAAAUCAACUGGAACCCUCCUCAAUAUGAUCCUGCACAGCAGCCUAAACAAACGCCUCCCCAAUUUCCGGUUCCCAGCUUUCGUUUCGCACAUUGUAAGGUCGAGACCUCCUGCAGCGUUCCUGGUCCCGUGCGAAACAGUGGGGAUCCUUCCGAUCAUCUUCAACCACCUUUUCCUAACUCUCUCUACUGCCUCACCCGCUUGGAUGUUAUCCUACCAACGUCUGAUAAUGCGGCAGGGUCCUCUGCCACCCCGUGGAUCGUUGCAACAUUUUCCAUCCUCCCUCAGAUCGCCCCUGAUCAUCCACACCAGCAAGGACCAUCAAGCAUUAUUGUUCGAUGGCAACUUGAAUCCGCGCCCCUUACUCUCCACCCCAAGUUCGAUGAAGUCACGACAAAGAGAAACAGCAUGCAGUUGAAGGCCAAAGCUGUUCUCAAUCGAUUAGAAGAUAUCUUUUGUGAUAGAUACGUCGUGUCAAUAGAUCACAUUGAAUAUGCCAAUGUGUUAGCCGUGACCUACGAUGACAGCUCUAUCUCUUUUUACGACCCAAAAACCAUGGCUGCAUUCAACGGGGUUGAUGACGCGAACACGGUGACUAGCCUGGCCCAAGCGGGUUUCCACUAUUCUCCCGACACUCCAGGCCUUCAUAUCAGCUUUUCACCCAGCGCCUGUGCUGCUGUUGUGUUGGACAGCAGCGGGCACGUCCAGCUUCGGGUGUUGGAGCACUCAUAUGGAGCAGACAAUGGUCUCUACGACGAGAAUAAAUUUUCAGCAGCUAUCGCUGCAUUGACAUUGGCAUUCUGUCGUGGAUGUGGAAGUGAAGUUAACACGGACGAUAUCUUAUUAAUAUUGAUACGUCAACUCUCCCCUGACGCUCAAACCUCCUUCAUCAAUGAAGUCUACCGCGCGCUGCCCAUCAAUUGUAACUUCACCGUGGAACAGGACAAGCUCAUGAACCACCCCUAUAUCCCACGUUGUCUCAGCAUUCAGGCUGCACUGGGCAACAAGGGCAAAAUUCAACAGCGAGGCUUCGCAUCUUCUGUCUCGUGGACUAUCCUCCAACUGCGCCACGCCUCGAUUCUCUACCCGUUCUUCUUUCAGUAUAAUAAAGGGGUUCAAGCAGAGCCCCAUGACCCUGAUGUCCUUCGUAUGGUCCUUGGUAACACCAGAUGGGCCCUUGACUUCUCACUCUAUAUCCUCCACGAACUCUUCAAUCUUGCCGACGAAUUUGAAGAUGUAUCUUCCGACCAAGAGGCUUUCAACCAGAAACUCAAAUCCACCAACUCUCUCUCCCUCAUAAUCCUCCUUUCCAGCAUGUCUCGGGCCUUCCUUCGCUUUAUUUGCCGCGGACUGCGCGGCAUUCACGCCGGCUACGCCAAUGCCCCGCUCACGGGCGACGCCCGCGUGUAUUACACCGAGAUCUGCCAGGCCGUAGAAACGUCGCCUGCGGCCAUUGACGUUUACGAGAAGUUCCUCGCCGGCGUCGACUCCGCCGUCCGCCACGCUUACCACGGCGCCGGGUUUGGCGACGCCGAACGCCCCGGCCCGGAGAAGGAGUUGCUCGUCAGCGCGCGCAUCCCGCCGGUCCUGGUGACCGCCGUCUCCACCAUCCUGCGGCAGACGAUCCCAAGCCUCCGGUCCGACGUGGACCGCAUGGAUAUCUACAUGCGCGACUACAGCUGGCUUGGGUUGGACUCGGACCGCCGCACGGAGCUGUACCGCCGCACCCGCGGACUGGACAUCAUCAAGAAGAUUCCCAUCCGGCCGAGCCCCUCCACAAACGGGACUGCACAACCGUCGCUGGGUGAGACCAAGUCGAAGGAUGGCCAUGCGGCGACAGGGGUGGCGGUGGGCCAGCCGCUACGAAGGAGGUGUGUGCGUUGCUGUGAGGUCUCAGAGGGGUCGUAUCCGCCGCGUUCGGUGCUGGCGUUCCGGAUGAUCUUUAAGUUGGGACAUUUACGGGCGUGCAUUUGUUGUGGGAUGUGGAUUCUGGAGUCCGGAUCUGGGUCGGCGGAGGUGGGAAAGCCGAUAGGGGCUUAGGUGUUUUUCCUCCCCUGACUUGCGUGGAAACCUAGUGGUGCUCAUGGCAUGUGCAGUGGACUUCCAGUUAAAACUCUGGGGAGGAUCUAGGGUAUGAUAAAUGAUGUAUGGACAGUUUAGGUCACGAGCGGCGUGUACAUAGACCAAUUGUCUUGGCACUGUUGAACUUAGAAUCGAAUUUUAAUUCAAG